AGAGAGAGAGAGAGAGAGAGAGAGAGAGAGAGAGAGAGAGAGAGAGAGAGAGAUCCUGAGCUGUGGAAGUAAACACUGAAUGAGUGAAAGGGGGGAAGCACCGCCCCCGCCGCUCUGUGAUUAGAGGAGCUGCUCCGGGGCGGGGGGUGUCUCCUGCCGGUUCCUAUAUAUCAACACGGUUUUCAACGGAGAGCAUGAGAUUGUAUGAGAACUAGAACUGAACCCGGACCAGCUGCGUGUUGGGAGGCAAAACCAAAACAAAAACCRAAGCGGCUGGUGUGCGCACGGAUCGGGUUGUUUGUGUCUGCAGAUACUGGACGGAGCCAUCUUGCCUCCUUCCUUCUCCUCCUCCUCCUCCUCCUGGCACGCUGAACUCCGUGCAGGAUCCCGAGGCGGGCAGAGAUGACGGGUUCGGAGCGCAGCCUGAACCUCUAACCGGACCGGGUUAGCGCCGCCGAGACGAGACCACCACCACCAUGGACCCGGUCGRGUUCUACCUGCUCCUCUCGCUCGCCCUCCUCCCCCGAUCCAGUUGCACCACGGCCAAGGAGAUCACCUGCCAGGAAAUAGCCGUGCCCCUGUGCAAGGGGGUCGGCUACAACUACACCUACAUGCCGAACCAGUUCAACCACGACACGCAGGACGAGGCGGGACUGGAGGUGCACCAGUUCUGGCCUCUGGUGGAGAUCCAGUGCUCGCCGGACCUGAAGUUCUUCCUGUGCAGCAUGUACACCCCGAUCUGCCUGGAGGACUACAAGAAGCCGCUGCCGCCGUGCCGGAGCGUGUGCGAGAGAGCCCGGGCCGGCUGCGCGCCCCUCAUGAGGCAGUACGGCUUCCCCUGGCCGGACCGGAUGAGGUGCGACCUUCUGCCGGUGCAGGGCACCCCGGACACCCUGUGCAUGGACUACAACAGGACGGAGUCCACCACCGCGUCCCCCCUGCUCUCCAAACCCACCAACCACCCGAAAGGCGGCGGCGGCGCUAAGAAUAAACCGGGACGCGCCGGCGCCCCCGGGAAACCCAAGCCCCCCGCGGCGCCAUGCGAGCCGGGCUGCAGGUGUCUGGAGCCCAUGGUCCCGGURAACACGGACCGGCACCCGCUUUACAACCGGGUCAAGACGGGACAGAUCACCAACUGCGCCAUGCCGUGCCACAACCCGUACUUUACGCACGACGAGCGCGCGUUCACGGCGUUCUGGAUCGGACUGUGGUCCGUGCUGUGCUUCGUGUCCACCUUCGCCACCGUGGCCACCUUCCUCAUCGACAUGGAGCGCUUCAAGUACCCGGAGCGACCCAUCAUCUUCCUGUCAGCCUGCUACAUGUUCGUCUCCAGCGGGUACAUCGUCAGGCUGAUCGCCGGCCACGAGAAGGUGGCGUGCAACCGGGACCUGGACCUGGAGCACAUCCACUACGAGACCACCGGACCCGCGCUGUGCACCGUGGUCUUCCUCCUCAUCUACUUCUUCGGCAUGGCCAGCUCCAUCUGGUGGGUCAUCCUGUCCCUCACCUGGUUCCUGGCCGCCGGGAUGAAGUGGGGCAACGAGGCCAUCGCCAGCUACUCGCAGUACUUCCACCUGGCCGCGUGGCUCAUCCCCAGCAUGAAGUCCAUCGCGGUGCUCGCGCUCAGCUCCGUGGACGGGGACUCGGUGGCCGGGAUCUGCUACGUGGGCAACCAGAACCUGGACAACCUGCGGGGCUUCGUGCUGGCCCCGCUGGUCAUCUACCUCUUCAUCGGCACCAUCUUCCUUCUGGCCGGCUUCGUGUCCCUGUUCCGGAUCCGCAGCGUGAUCAAGCAGGGCGGCACCAAGACGGACAAGCUGGAGAAGCUGAUGAUCCGGAUCGGGAUCUUCACGGUGCUGUACACGGUGCCGGCCACCGUCAUCGUGGCGUGCUACUUCUACGAGCAGCACAACCGGCCGCGYUGGGAGCUGACGCACGUCUGCUCCGGCUGCCUGCUGGAGCGGGACCGCCGCAGUCCGGACUACGCGGUCUUCAUGCUGAAGUACUUCAUGUGCCUUCUGGUGGGCAUCACGUCCGGCGUGUGGAUCUGGUCCGGCAAGACCGUGGACUCGUGGAGGACUUUCUGCACGCGGUGCUGCUGGGGGAGCAAAGGCACCGGCGGCUCCAUGUACAGCGACGUGAGCACCGGGCUGACGUGGAGGUCGGGCACGGCCAGCUCCGUGUCCUGCCCCAAACAGAUGCCACUGUCCCAGGUCUGAGUGGGGGGCGASGGGGGUGCAGAUUGUUAAGGAGGUUACCCCCCUCCCCUCCCCCUCAUGCAUCAGUGGUACAAACUGGGCAUUAUGGAUGUUGUGGGCACAGACAGCUCUGCUUCCAGCCUCACAUAAUAAGCAUUUUAUKACCAUGUUUUAUGUGGCAAAUAACCUUUGUGUUCAAUCCCUCACAGCAAAGGGUGAGUUCAAUUACAAUGGGAGUUCAGAAAUUAUAAAGUUGGGUUCUGUGACGUGGUUAUGAGCAGUCACUAUCUUACCUGCUGUAGAUGGCUUUUUUAAACGCUCUCAUUUGGCAGAACUGAGAAUUUCGGUGAGACUGGAUCGAUGAGCUGAUGGCUUAAUUAGGUUUUCACCCCAAAAAUUUGAACGUAAACAAAAAUCYGCACCGUUUUUACUCCUCAUAUUGACGGAUUAUGUGCUCUUAAGAUAAAAAGUUUGUAAACAAUAUUUGGGAAUGAGCCACAUGUUUGUUUUCCUAGAAAGAGACAAAGUGGGUUAAAAUGUGUCCUUCUAGGAAAAAGAAAAAAAUUGUAUAGAUCUUCUGGACGGGUUCUUCUCUAAUGAAACGUUUCGUCUCUCCUCCAAGAGAC
Messenger RNA from Austrofundulus limnaeus, 2824 nucleotides. It is a transcript of the gene fzd8a, whose product is annotated as frizzled class receptor 8a. Gene Ontology annotation, cellular component: plasma membrane. The coding region runs from base 477 to 2219 and encodes 580 amino acids. NCBI's taxonomy places the organism in Eukaryota, Metazoa, Chordata, Actinopteri, Cyprinodontiformes, Rivulidae. The transcript has a single exon. Gene Ontology annotation, biological process: canonical Wnt signaling pathway; non-canonical Wnt signaling pathway. The record is from RefSeq and is a predicted model, not a curated record. Gene Ontology annotation, molecular function: Wnt-protein binding; Wnt receptor activity.